This is a messenger RNA of Cuscuta epithymum, 3617 nucleotides long. Lineage: Eukaryota; Viridiplantae; Streptophyta; Magnoliopsida; Solanales; Convolvulaceae. The record is from the annotation of a GenBank genome assembly.
GAGAAUUCUUCCGGUCUCAUGCGGAGCCAAUAAAAACAUUCCAAGCCUCCCCUAACACGCGAAGCUGUAUUACCCGUUUGCCCACCCCUCAGGCCCUAACCUCAACUGAGUCGUCAAGAACUGGACGGAACUUUCCCUCCCUGUCUUCCUCGCUCAGUCGAUGUGAGCAGCGCUGGCUUGUUUGUUGCUUCUUCAACCUCUUGACGAAGAGCUCCACGUUGCAGCAUAUGCUGUUAAGUGAUAUGCCAAUUUUGUGCAUCGUCCAUGCACCCUUCUAUAUGUGACUCGUAUGCCUAGCCACUCUACAAGAGCCGCAGUGAUUUGAGGGCAUCACCGGCUUGGUUUCAUCAGGAAAUGCAACUUUCGACUCAACAGACCCCUAUAAGUUCAUGUACUGCCGGACUGUCUUCAGAUAACUUGGCUAUGUCUGCUGCCCCUCAUUCCAGUGCAAACACUAAUUCAAAUAAUGGAACAAGUACGUCAAUAGAUUCAUCUGGAGACAAUGCUCGGCAAAAAGCUACUGGCCCACUAGGAUAUGGCGUCACUCGACCUCCGAUAUCAUACGCCAUGAUUUCAGGCCCACAGAUUUCUGCGGCACCACUCCAACCACCUGUGCCCGGAAGUUCUUUGUUUUCAUAUAACAUAUCUCAUCCAACAACAGUAUUUUCUGGUGGUUCACAAUUUUCAACCAGCAUGGAUUCUCUGUCUGGGAUUAAACAGGAAACAGGGAUAUCUUUUGCUGCUCAGUCUGUUCCCCAGCAAGCUAGUCCUAGUUUUCCUACAUCUAAUGCUGCCACUCAAAUGAUGAAGAUGCAUCCUGCACCAUCUUUUUAUAUGCCUCCCGGAGUCCCUAAAUCUCCUGCAACACCUGGUCCUCCUGGAAUAGGUUCAGCUAUACCUUUUCCGUCUGGAGAUUCUUCUCCAUCUCUGAGGCCCUUUGUGCCACAUCCUCCUUUUCUGUGUAAUCCACCCAUUCAUCAGCAAGCAUAUACUCCAUAUAGCUCUGUGUCUGCUAUGCAAAUCCCUCAUCAGGGACCAUGGUUGAAUGCACCUGUUGGUGGAUUGGUAAGACCACCAUUGUCACAAUAUCCCGCUACCAUAACUGGCCCCUUUCCUACGAUAGCUGGUACUACCUUGCAUUCUCCUGCUACAUUUCCUGAAACUCAACCCCCUGGUGUUUCAACAAUGGCAGCUCCACAUGGACCUUCUCCAUCUACAACCUCAGCUCCCCAGUCAAUACCAGGUUCAGGGAUGCAGGCAGAGUUACCUCCUGGAGUUGGUCUGCACAAAAUUCAUAUGGCAAUAAACCUGAAAAUGGUGUUGGGACAAGAGAUGUAGGUGCAAGCACUAAAGCAGUUGAUGCUUGGACAGCUCAUCGGACAGAUACAGGAGCUGUAUACUAUUACCAUGCAUUAUCAGGAGUGUCUACUUAUGAGAAACCUGCCGGGUUUAAAGUAGAGUCUGACCAAGUAAAAGCGCAACCAACUCCAGUUUCAUGGGAAAAGUUGUCUGGUACAGAGUGGGCCUUGGUCACUACUAAUGAUGCCAAAAAAUAUUACUACAACACUAAAACUAAGUCAAGUAGCUGGCAAAUUCCCAGCGAGUUGGCAGAGCCAAAACAGAGGCAAGAUUCUGAUGCCUUGAAAGCGCAAACAGUGUCCAUGGCAAACACUCACUUGCAACCUGAAAAAGAAUAUACUCCAUUGCUUACUCCUGCAAUUAAUACCGGCAGUCGUGAUGCAACAGCUUUGAGGCCAUCAGGUGUGCUAGUAACAUCUUCAGCAUUGGAUCUCAUAAAAAAGAAGUUGCAGGAUUCUGGAUCACCUGCCACCCUUCCAACAGCCCCUGCUUUGUCAGGAGCAUCAAAUCUAGAUGGAACUAAAGCAGUUGAUUCUUCUGCCAGAGGCCUGCAAAAAGAAAAUAGCAAAGAUAAGUCAAAAGAUACUAAUGAUGAUGGCAAUAUUUCAGAAACCACUUCUGAAUCUGAAGCUGAAGAUAGUCGGCCCACCAAGGAGGAGUGCACCACUCAAUUCAAGGAGAUGCUCAAGGAACGUGGAGUAGCGCCUUUUUCAAAGUGGGAGAAAGAGCUCCCGAAGAUAGUUUUUGAUCCACGGUUUAAGGCUAUUCCAAGUUACAGUGAAAGAAAAGCUAUUUUUGAGCACUAUGUGAAGACACGUGCUGAUGAAGAGCGGAAAGAGAAGAGAGCUGCUCAAAAGGCUGCUGUUGAGGGUUUCAAGCAAUUACUGGAAGAAGCAAAGGAGGAUAUCCAUCAUAACACUGAUUACCACACGUUUAAAAAGAAAUGGGGCGAUGAUCCACGGUUUGAGGCACUGGACAGGAAAGAAAGAGACACCCUCUUCAAUGAGAGGGUGCUUUUUUUAAAAAGGAUUGCUCAAGAAAAAGCUCAAGCAGCUCGUGCAACCAUUGUAUCUGACUUUAGGUCCAUGCUUCAGGAGAAGGGAGACAUAAGUUUGAAUACUCGUUGGUCAAAGGUCAGAGACAGUAUAAGAAAUGACCCGCGAUACAAGGCUGUCAAGCACGAGGACAGGGAGGCUUUAUUUAAUGAGUAUCUUUCUGAGCUAAAGAUGGCUGAAGAAGAGAUAUCACGAGUAGCAAAGUCAAAGAAUGAUGAGGAGGAAAAAUUAAAGGAAAGAGAGCGAGCUUUGCGGAAACGAAAAGAAAGAGAGGAACAAGAAGUCGAGAGGGUACGGCUGAAAACUUGUAGAAAGGAAGCGGUUGAGUCUUAUCAGGCUUUGCUGGUUGAAACCAUUAAAGAUCCUCAGGCAUCUUGGUCCGAGUCAAAAACAAAAUUAGAGAAGGAUCCUCAAGGGCGUGCAGCUAAUCCUCAUUUGGAUCAAUCUGACUUGGAAAAACUCUUCCGGGAACAUGUUCAGACCUUGUAUGAGCGGUGUGCCCAUGACUUCCGGGUCCUCUUGGUUUCUCUUAUAACUGCCGAAGCUGCUUCUCAACACGGCUCAGAAGACGGAAAAACAGUGCUUACCUCCUGGUCAUCAGCAAAGGUACUUCUCAAAGCUGAUCCUAGGUAUGCUAAGGUGCCUAGAAAAGACAGGGAAUCCCUGUGGCGAAGACACGUUGAUGAUAUCCAGAGGAGGUUAAAGUUGGGAAAUGAACAAGAUGCUGACAAGUCAUCAAGGAAUAGAAGUCCGGGUGACUCUCUGAAUUUUUCAGGUGGAUCUAGGAGAACUGAGAGAAGAUAAGAUAGUUUUUUGGCUGACAAGAUGAAUUUAAGUUUGUAAACUAAGAGGUUGAAGAGUGGUGUACUAUUCUUGAGUUUGUAGUUUAAUUUAUUAAUCACGGGUGACUGGGUGAGUAAGCAUCCAUGCGUAAUAUUUUCUCGGAUGAAUGCAAGCCCCUUUAUAUUUUCCGGGAUUAGUGAUGACCCCCUAAGUUCAACUCUUCUGUUCCUUCCCAUUGUCACGACCCUAAUAAUAUACAUAGAAGAUUUGUUCUUAUCCCGCCCCCGCCCCGUUCUCUGUAGCUUCUUCAAUAAGGGCGUGUUCAUACUUCAGAAAACAGUGCCUUGAGACUCAAGGCUUGAGUAAACGUUAGUGGAUUUGAUUACAUUUUAAGGAUUUUUCUUGGUCAAAGACUCAAAA